Molecule: messenger RNA, 2211 nt
Organism: Puccinia triticina
Lineage: Eukaryota; Fungi; Basidiomycota; Pucciniomycetes; Pucciniales; Pucciniaceae
Exons: 3
Coding region: 1-2211 (736 amino acids)
Source: RefSeq, a predicted model, not a curated record
AUGAGGCCCCAACAGCACAGACAAGGCUCCACCCAGGCCAAAGGCAAAGGAAGAGAAAUAGAUCAUACUGAUGUUCUUGCCCAACUGAAUAAGCUUCUGGAGAGCCUCCUGAUACCGAUUUCCCUACCCGAUCUAACCGUCGCGACACCGUCUCUUCUAUUGGCCGUUCUUGAAAGUAUUCUCGAGCGGCGCUUCUUGGCGUUGAAUGAUCCCAGUCGUACCUCAAAGUCUCCCCAUUCCCGUUCAAGAUGUUUAAAAGCAACGAUUAAGGUGCUUGCUCAGACUUUGGAGCUCGAUAUCGAUCGCUGGUCUCUCAAUUCUAUCGAUUUUCCUGGGCUCGUUCAGGGAGACAUGAAUGAAACGGCCAAACUCAUUGAAGGGCUCCUGAAAUUAUCCAGACAGCCCAACAAUUCAGCCCUGUACAAUCACAAAGGCACUACCCAUCAGGGGAUGCCCCGCCAGCAGCUGAACGAGAAGAUAAACUCCAACAAGCCCGCUUUCGAAAAUCACGAGCCGGGAUCCAAGCGUAUUCCCACUGUAAGAAUCGGCUGGCCGACUGAAAUCGCCUCUCUUCACUCUAGCUCGUCCUCUCUUUCCAUCGAACCCAGCAACAUUCCCUUUGACGGACUUUUUUCGCCGGUUGGACCCCCCUUGGAUCAAUCUUCUCUGAAACUCGACUCUAGUGCAUCCUUAACCACCUCGAGCAAUCGCCGCCUCAAUGAAUCGCUCAAUUCCCAGCGAAACAAUGAAGUUCCACUCUCAGGGCAAAUAUCCAACCCACCAACCUUAAGGAAUCUCCUCGGACCACUGCAUGCUCAAAUGAUAAGCUCCAAACGACCCCACACUCCUCGUACUGCUCACAGGGUCAUGGUCAACAAACUACGCAACGAAGGCGCACAGGAAGACACGGAAGAACAGACUUUAAACCAUGAUACUGAUGGUUCGAUGUCAGCCAAAACCGAGACCGAAGAGAACGAAGGUAGCUUGGUUGGAGAGUCGCGGUACCAGUACAACAAAGGUUUAAGUAUGAUGACGCUCGAUGGAAUUGAGGCCGAUGAUCCGUUUGUCUCCAUGGAAACUCGCCGAGCCCUAGAAAGUCAAAUUCUGCAGAAUCAGACCAAUUUUAGUUUCGACCUGACUCAAUUAGCCGUGGCUGGUGACGAAAGCUUCAAUACAUCUCCCCAGUCGUUUAAAAACACAUCUUGUGAUCUUGAGUGGAAACAAGCGUCGGAAUCAAUGAGCCGCACCUCGUCGAGGUCUUCCCCUUCUGUGAUCAGUAGCCACUCGCUCAACUCUUAUGAUCUUGCAAGCAACCACGAAAGUUCUUGGGGCCAAUCCUCCCAAGGACAUCAUCAUCAUCACCAUCACCAUCAAGAUCAGAGCUAUGUGCAAUCGGCCCGGCCGCUACGGAAAGCACGUGAGCAAGCUCCCGGACAUCUUUUUGGCUUUGGUGGUUCUGUUGGAUCAAGUUUUGAAGAUGACCACGUCAUCGAGUACGCAGAUUGCGGCUUUGGACGACCCACCAAUUCGAUAAAGACGCGGUCGAGGGACCAAUCUCUUCAAGUUCCCUAUCCCACAUCCAUCCCGCUUCCAGCAUCACCGACCGAGGGUAAUCUCAGCUCCUCACAGCAUCGCCAGGUUUUAUUAGCAUCAGAAGGAGUCAAAUUGGAUUUAGUGGUCUCAGAUGUUACGAGCUAUGAGCAGCAAAAACACGAUCAGUUGAAUAUCGAGGGCUGGGACUGGAUGGAUCUCAGUAAGCUAGCCCAAGAAUCAGAGAACCUUCAGCAGUUGGGCCCUACUAUCACCCCCGAUGAUCACAAAGCCAAGACCCUCACCAAUCUACACUCACGGAAGUUAGAAUUACUGAAACUCAUCAGUCAGGCUUAUAAUCAACACCAAAGCUGCAAUCGUUCAAAUCAUCCAUCAAUUGAAGGGACCGAAGCCGAUAAAUCAAAGAUUUGUCGAGCUGAUAAACAGGAAGAAAACAUUAGAAUUCGAGUCACCAGAAAACCGAUCGAGGCCGGUGUCAUUCACCAUUUUGAUCGACCCGGGAACGAGUUCGUUGUCCUCAACAAAUCUUGGCUUGUCCGUCCCACAGAUACUUCACAUUCCUCUGGUAGUCGUGAUUUCUGCUUCGGUUACAAUGUUAUUGAUGCUGAGGGUGAUCAAUACCUUGAUAAUCGAGACGACCUUAUUGACGAUCUCAUUUAA